ACACUGCAAAGGCAGAGCCAGAAGCAGCGAAGACUAAGGAAAGUGACUUCAGUACUUCUUUUUAUUUUCUAAGAGGAACUCGGACCAAAUGAAUAGCCUUCUGACACUACAGUUGUUGCUUUUGAGUGGAGUAAUUCUGCUGAUGGGAGGAAACACAUCAGGUAGUUCUUCAAGUUCUUGGCAACACUGCAAAGAAGUAUCAAGAAAUCUCAAUGUUCUUGCAUUGAACUUGCCUACUUUGGAUAAACUGUACAUUCGUGCCAAAAACAAUUAUAUCCCCAGAAUUACAAGAGAUGACAGAUGUAGUCCGAGUGCACUAAGGAAUAACAAAGAGAAAUGCUUGAAAAAGAUAUUGCUCAUCCUGCAGUUCUACAAAAAUUUGCUUGGUGCGAAGAAUCUCCUAAAAGGCUUUGACAACAGCCAUCUGUCCCAUGUCAAAACAGCAAAAGAGAUCAUGGAGAAACUUGGCCAACACAUACAGAAACAUGGCAUUCAAACUGACAAUCUGCAGAGUUUUAUGGACAACUUCAAUAUGGAAUACUCAUGGGAAUGGACAUACUUUCCUAACAUAACAGUGAGAAACCUUCAGUCCUUCUCUGCCAUGGUGGCCCGUGUCUUCACCCCAGGUGAUCCCUCUAUGCAUGACCUAGAAUGACAUAAACAACACACUCUAUACUGGACUUUUUUAUGAAACAAAGAUGCAGCUGAGAGUGAAGUAUCUCAUUAAAUUAUAACAUGGCAGCUACUGAUGUCUGUAAACUAAAAGAUAACAGUUUCUAAUUAUUAUUAUUAUUUUUACUAGUAUUAUUUAAUAUUUAUUUUUUACUAGGUUUAUAAAAAGUAAAAACAGAAGAAACAAAAUAAGGCAUAAUUAAGUCUGAUGUUGUGUGUUCACAGGCUCCACCUUUCAGUUUAGACAUUUAUAGUCAAUCUUCAGAUGGCAGAGAAAAAAGAUAGUUAUUCAACCAAUAAUAGGCAGAAAGUCAAUGGGUUAGAUUUACUGUGAUGGAUUACAUUUUGACUGCAUUCCUUUGUUGUCAGAAUUUGUACUCUCAGUGAUACAAAGAAAUAGCUCCUUCUCAACUUUACACAAGAAAUGUGGGAACAUGUGAAGCCCUGAUUACUGUUGUUGAAGUUGUAUUUCUCUACUACUUCAUGAAUAGAAGAAGAAUGUUUAAACUGUUACAUGAAUACUCUUACAUUCUAAAAAUGAAACAGUACAAAUGACAUUUUAUUCACACUCAUGAAAACUGCAGUACAUAACAGCCCCACAUCAUAAGGACAUAAGAUGUGUGGGAAGAUAAGGCUAAUUGGCCUAGAGGGUCUCAUGAUCUCAUGUAAAGGGAAAAAAACUGCAGAUCCUUGUCCAUCAACAAAAAAACUUCCUUUUGCACCCAACGUUUUACGUUUCACUAUUAUUAUUAAUUCUGUAAUAUACUCAGAAAGGCCUCCCCUUAAAAGAAUUGUUAGGCAUGAAGAAAGGAAACAGUCAAUGUAAUAAAGCCACACCGAAUUUUAAUACACACUAACACAUAAGCGCUUUAACAGAAUCACCACGUUUUUGUCUACACAAGUACAUUGUAAGCCAUAUGUCUUACUGUGUUUCAAUUUAUAUUUAUUAAUAUGAUGCAGCUCUGGGCGGCAUGGCUCUGUUCCCAUAGAAAAGAGUAAUAACUUUAAAAAUGAUUGCUAAAAAUGCUAUAAGAAAUAUUUGAACUUAUGGUUUCUGUGAAUACUAGAAAAUAUUAAGGAUGA
This is a messenger RNA of Protopterus annectens (West African lungfish), 1755 nucleotides long. It is a transcript of the gene IL23A, whose product is annotated as interleukin 23 subunit alpha. Gene Ontology annotation, molecular function: cytokine activity. The coding region runs from base 89 to 655 and encodes 188 amino acids. Gene Ontology annotation, cellular component: extracellular region; interleukin-23 complex. Lineage: Eukaryota; Metazoa; Chordata; Ceratodontiformes; Protopteridae. The transcript has 4 exons. The record is from RefSeq and is a predicted model, not a curated record. Gene Ontology annotation, biological process: positive regulation of T cell proliferation; immune response; positive regulation of T-helper 17 cell lineage commitment.